Molecule: messenger RNA, 1013 nt
Organism: Mercurialis annua (annual mercury)
Lineage: Eukaryota; Viridiplantae; Streptophyta; Magnoliopsida; Malpighiales; Euphorbiaceae
Product: aquaporin TIP4-1-like
Exons: 3
Coding region: 85-828 (247 amino acids)
Biological process (GO): water transport; transmembrane transport
Cellular component (GO): membrane
Molecular function (GO): water channel activity
Source: RefSeq, a predicted model, not a curated record
CAUAUAUAUUUAUUCUCCAUUUGCUCAUCAAAACCAUCACCCUUUACUACGUAGCCUACAGAGUGAGCCGCAGCCAAGAAAAAAAUGGCCAAACUCGCCUUAGGAACUCGCCGAGAGGCCACUCAGCCCGAUUGCAUUAAAGCCCUUAUCGUCGAGUUUAUUACCACCUUCAUCUUCGUCUUUGUCGGAGUAGGAUCCGCCAUGGCUGCUAAUAAAUUGCUGGGAGAUUCGUUAGUGGGCUUACUUUUCGUGGCUGUGGCGCACACUCUAGUUGUGGCCGUAAUGAUCUCUGCCGGCCAUAUUUCCGGUGGUCAUCUCAAUCCCGCGGUCACUCUAGGACUCCUUGCCGGCGGUCACAUUACUGUUGUCCGAUCGAUCCUUUAUUGGAUUGACCAAUUGCUGGCUUCUUCAGCUGCUUGUUUCCUUCUCAGUUAUCUUACAGGAGGAAUGGCAACUCCGGUACAUACCCUGGCAAGUGGAGUUGGAUAUCUCCAAGGAAUAGUGUGGGAAAUUAUUCUAACAUUCACCUUGCUCUUCACUGUCUAUGCCACCAUUGUUGACCCUAAGAAGGGUUCCAUUGAUGGGCUGGGCCCAACUCUGACUGGGUUUGUAGUCGGAGCUAAUAUCUUAGCCGGCGGAGCAUUCUCUGGGGCUUCCAUGAACCCGGCUCGAUCUUUUGGGCCUGCUUUGGUGAGCUGGAACUGGACUGAUCACUGGGUUUACUGGGUUGGGCCCCUUAUUGGAGGUGGGCUAGCUGGAUUCAUCUAUGAAAACUUUUUCAUUGAGAGGUCUCAUCUUCCACUUCCUAAUGAUGAAGAAGAAUACUAAACUACUAGCAAGUAAAUUAUAUGUUGUAGUUUGGAGUACUUCAAUGUUUUUUAAAUGUAUUAAACUUUUGUGUUUAGCUUGCAAUUAAUAACAUAUGAUUAGUUAUGUACUUUUUGUUAUGUUUAUGAAGUUCAUCUUUGUUAAUGUAUCUUUUUUGUGAAUUAAUUAAGAAAUUUUGUAUGCCA